Molecule: messenger RNA, 459 nt
Organism: Acaulospora morrowiae
Lineage: Eukaryota; Fungi; Glomeromycota; Glomeromycetes; Diversisporales; Acaulosporaceae
Source: the annotation of a GenBank genome assembly
AUGACGGAAGCAUCUUUUCGAACCAAAGAUCAAAAGUACUCAUAUUCUAACUUCCAAGCUUUUUGUGAAGCAAAUCCUCUUCCAAUUCGAACAUCAACUUUUGCUACGGAGCGUUCGUUGGUUCCAUUAGGUCAUCCUCAUAGUAAGGAUCCACCAGAACUCUCUCGAAGGCCAUGCUCGGAUUUCAGAAGUGAUCACGCCGAACAAGGAGCCAUCUGUUCUACAAAUCCUCCCCUUGGUUUUAAUUUCACCGCGCAAGUCGCUGUAAUAGACAUUACACCAUCUGUCAUCCCUGCACAUUUAUCGGUAGAUAAUGGCUUGUGUCAUCAAGUAGAAACGGAGAAGGAAGUAAAACAGGAAAGUAAUUACAAUGGUGCUCUCUACUUUGAUAAGCCCGAAAUCCUUGAAAAAAAGAAGGGACUUAUCGGAGAAUCGCAUUGCCUAUCUAAAAAGGAAUAA